Messenger RNA from Amaranthus tricolor (Joseph's coat), 2106 nucleotides. RefSeq names its product zinc finger protein WIP3-like. Bases 43 to 1173 code for a protein of 376 amino acids. The transcript has 2 exons. NCBI's taxonomy places the organism in Eukaryota, Viridiplantae, Streptophyta, Magnoliopsida, Caryophyllales, Amaranthaceae. The record is from RefSeq and is a predicted model, not a curated record. Gene Ontology annotation, biological process: anatomical structure development; regulation of gene expression. Gene Ontology annotation, cellular component: nucleus. Gene Ontology annotation, molecular function: DNA-binding transcription factor activity.
GAGCCUAAGCUUAAUUUUACCAUGUACUCAUAAAUUAAUAACAUGGAUUUGUGUUUUGAAGCGCCAAACUUAAUUGAAUGGCUAAAGCUUUCUCCACCCUUAGAUUCUUCCUCAUCAAUACCUGCAAUCAUUUCAUCCUUCUCUUCUUAUGAUCAUAGUAAUAAGUCCAAAAACUCUAUGAUUUUGAAAAUGACAUUACCUAAUUUUUAUCAUAAACAACAUCAAGAUCAUGAUCAUGAUCAUGAUCAUGAUCAAGUUCAAGAUCGCGCCGACAAGACGACUUUGCCCCUCUUGAGUAGGCUUUGUGAAGGUAAGGAUAUUAAGGAAGAGGAGGGUAAUAAUGGAAUUUACAAGGAAGAAGAGAUUAAUGAUCAUAAUAAUCAUCAAUUUGAGAAAGUUACUUUGCACAUUGGUUUGCCUAAUAGUAACAUUAUUAGUAACACUAAUUACAAUGAGGAAUUAUUGUCUACUAAUAAUCAUGAUGAUCAUGAUCAUGAUCAUGUGGUGGAGGGUAAGAAACAUCAUUUGAAAAUAGAGGAAGAAAAAGGUGAUCAUGGUAUGAUGAUGAUUAAUGAUGAUAAAGAAAAGAUUAGCAUGAUUGAUCAAAAUUAUUCAUCAUCAUUUAAUUCAGAAAGUAGAUUUUGGAUCCCUACCCAAGCACAAAUCCUUAUUGGACCCAUGCAAUUUGCUUGCUCCAUUUGUAGCAAAACUUUCAAUCGCUACAAUAACAUGCAGAUGCAUAUGUGGGGACAUGGUUCAGAGUACAGAAAGGGACCAGAAUCUCUAAGAGGAACACAACCAGCAGCAAUGCUAAGACUACCAUGUUAUUGUUGUGCGCAAGGGUGCAAAAACAACAUCAAUCACCCAAGAGCAAAACCAUUAAAAGAUUUUAGGACCCUUCAAACACAUUUCAAGAGGAAACAUGGCAUCAAAGCCUUCAUGUGCAGAAAAUGUGGUAAAGCUUUCGCGGUUAAAGGGGAUUGGAGAACCCAUGAAAAGAAUUGUGGAAAACUCUGGUAUUGUACUUGUGGUUCCGAUUUUAAGCACAAGAGAUCUCUUAAAGACCAUAUUAAGUCUUUCGGUAAAGGACAUUCUCCUCAUCCUUCCCUCGAAGGCUUCGAGAAGGAUAAAGAAUGCAUCACUAGUACUACUGCCUCCUCUGAAGACGAGUAGCUAGCUAGUGAUCGAUAAAGUAUAUAACAUAUCACGUAGCCUUUUAACAAAGUUCAAAAAUGUUAUAUACUCUAACAUGCAUGAAUUUAAUUAUUCAUGCACGGGUAAAAAUAUAACCUAAAAUUACUAUAAAAAAAAGAUAAAGUGUUUUGAAUAAUUCCACCUAUUUCCUAUUUAUUGUGAAUCAUUUCUACUAUUAAUUAUUUCCAAAUAACCAGACCUUUGUAUAUUUUUUGCAGACAACACCUUUUUCCACAUUAACUAGUAGUACACUAACUUCUUCGUCCUUCCCAUGCUUUUUCGUUGAUUUACCCCUACUACUCUUUGGUGGUAAGUAUUUAAAGUAGUCGGUUAAAAUGUGGCAAAAGGUACCAAAAAAUAUAUAAAGAUUAGAUUAUUUAAAGAUAAUUAAUAAUAGGAAUUAUUUACAACAGAUGGAAAAUAUAUAAGAUUAUUCAGAACAAUUUUUACAACAUCGAUAAAAGGUGCUAGCUAGAAGAGUUCAUUUUAAGGCUUAUGAUAUUUGGAUUGUACUUUUGAGGGUUGUCGUCCAAGCUAGUGCUCUAUAACAAAAAGCUUCUCAAGAAAGGGAAGAGGUUUGUUCCGGAGCACGAACUAUAUGUGAGGGCAAGAAGUAAUUGCUUUUCACUUGUUUAGGAGCUUAAUUAGUGAUGGAUUGUUACUUAAGAAAUUAAGGGAUCAAUAUAAAGGGAUGAAGCUGAAGAAUUUUCUUCUUAGGGUUUAAGACGAUGGUGAAUAUGAUGUCUAAAUAGCUAAGGCGAGUGUCCUUCAAUGGAGAAAAUUUAUCAGCUUCAUCAAUGCUUUGUAUUUACCCUAAGCUAGAUACAACGUAAAGACUUGUUAUUAUUGCAACUUUACUUUGCUGUUUGCUAAAUUUCUUGUACUUUAAACAUUGUUUCUUAAAAAGUCAUA